Molecule: messenger RNA, 764 nt
Organism: Oncorhynchus nerka (sockeye salmon)
Lineage: Eukaryota; Metazoa; Chordata; Actinopteri; Salmoniformes; Salmonidae
Product: dnaJ homolog subfamily C member 5B-like
Exons: 5
Coding region: 99-671 (190 amino acids)
Source: RefSeq, a predicted model, not a curated record
GUGACUACAAACCGGAAUUGGCAGGCUAUAAUGAAAUGUUCUACUUCCUGAAGUCACCGGCAAGUUUUGUUUUGGAAGAUUUUGUUUCUAUCUAAAACAUGGCGGAACCAAACCAAAGGCCUCAACGUAAGAUGUCCACCACAGGUGACAGUCUGUACAAUAUACUUGAACUGGAGAAGGGAGCAUCCGCAGGAGAAAUAAAGAAGGCAUACAGGAAACUAGCACUGAGAAAUCAUCCUGACAAGAACCCAGACAAUCCAGAGGCAGCUGAGAAGUUUAAAGAGAUCAACAAUGCCAACUCCAUCCUCAACGACGAGACCAAGAGGAAGGUCUACGAUGAGUACGGCUCCAUGGGCCUCUAUGUGGCCGAGCAGUUUGGAGACGAGAGCGUUAAAUAUUACUUCCUCAUUCACAAGUGCUGGUUUAAGACCCUGAUGGUGUGCUGUGGGAUCUUCACCCUCUGCUGCUGCUGUUGCUGCUGCUUUUUCUGCUGUGGCAGGUGCAAGCCACUGGAGGAGGAGCACGGAUACGUAGACCCAGACGACCUGGAGGCUCAGAUCAGAGCUGAGCAGGACAGGGGGGAACAAGAACCCAUUGUGAUCCAGCCUCAUGCUGCUGCUAAUGAGAAGACCGAUUUCGAUCACGACCAAUCUGCAGCCAAACCACUCUGACCCUAUACUCACCACAGCGGACCAGUAAGAACCUGUCAGUGAGACGUCUUCCCAUAGCUUGGUCCCAGAUCUGUUUGUGCUGUCUUGCCAACU